CCCGCCUCCAGACCCCGUGGCCUCACCAGCACCAAGAUUUCCUUCUCCAGCUUCAAACAAUCCUUCACAACCAAUGUUAAUUACCUGAAACGAAGGUUCUCCUCGGGGGACCUUUCCUCCGAGCUCGAUGGCGAGGGAGAGCCCGGGGCCGGGGGCUACCCGCCGGACCAACCCGGCGGGCCGGCCCCACCCGGGCCUGGCGGACCGGGUGGGCCGGGUGGCGCCCCCAGGCCGGGUGCCGCCCCCGCGCCCGCCCCCGGGGCCGGGCCUGCUCCUGCGGGGGCGGCGGGGGCGGGCGCUCCGCAGAGCGGCGACCUGUCGCUCAACCUGAAGCCCAACUCGCGCACCACGUCGGCGCCGUCCUCGCCGGCCAAGACCCGCGAGUCGCUGCUGCAGCGCGUGCAGUCGCUCACUGGCGUGGCCAAGGAGCACGGCUCGCAGAUUCUCGGCUCCGUGCAGUCGGCGGCCACCGCCGUCCGGCCGUCGUUCAACAAAGACCGCUGCUUCACCUUGCUCGUCAUCGACGACCAGAACACUGACUGGUCCAAGUACUUCCGGGGACGGCGUCUCCACGGCGACUGGGACAUACGGGUGGAGCAGGCCGAGUUCCGGGAGCUGUCGCUGACGUCCAAUGUGGAGACGGGCUGCCACGUCAGCAUGGCCGUGUACAGGAACGGCACCAAGGUCAUGAGGUCGUUCCGACCCGACUUCCUCCUCAUCCGUCAGAAUCUGCGCGACGCCGGCGAGAGCUUUGUCAACGUUCUGCUGGGAUUGAAGUUUGGCGGCAUCCCUUCCGUCAACUCGCUCACGGCCGUGUACAACUUCCAGGACAAGCCGUGGGUGUUCGGCCACCUGCUGCAGCUUCAGCGGCGGCUCGGCAAGGAGAACUUCCCGCUCAUCGAGCAGACCUUCUACCCCAACUACAGAGAAAUGCUCAGCACGCCCAAGUACCCGGUGGUCUUCAAGAUCGGCCACGCGCACGGCGGCCUGGGUAAGGUGCGCGUCGACAGCCACGCCGACUUCCAGGACAUGGCGAGCGUGGUGGCCGUGGCGGGGACCUACUGCACCACCGAGCCCUACCAGGACUCCAAGUACGACAUCCACGUGCAGAAGAUCGGCAGCAACUACAAGGCCUUCAUGCGCAAGUCCAUCUCGGGCAACUGGAAGACCAACACGGGCUCGGCCAUGCUGGAGCAGAUCCAGAUGACCGACCGCUACAAGAUGUGGGUGGACGAGGUGUCGGAGCUGUUCGGCGGCCUCGACAUCUGCGCCCUGGAGGUGGUCGUCAACAAGGAGGGCAAGGAGUUCAUCAUCGAGGUCAACGACAGCGCUCUGUCGCUCAUGGGUGAUUCUCAGGAGGAGGACAGGCGCCAGAUCGCGGAGCUGGUGGCCGCCCGCAUGCAGCAACACUGCCGGCCGGUGUCUAUGACGAAGGCGACUUCGCGCAGCUCCGUGUCGAGCAGCGGCCUGGGGUCGCCGACAUCCGAGGGCCCCGGCAUCGGCCCCGGCGCCGACGUGACGGCCAUCGGCGGCAUCUCCAGCAGCGGCGUCCCGCGCCGGGACUCGCAAGCCUCCCAGAGCUCGACGACGUCCGCCGCGGCCACCGCGAGGCGCCCCGCCGAGGAGGCGCGCUCACUGUUCGGCAGGCAGAGCUCGACGGCGGGCACGGGGUCGCAGGCGGGGCCGGGGCCAGUGGCCGGCCAGGAGGGGGCUGCAACGGGCACCGGGGAGGACAACGAGGACACCAUGAAGAUACUGCGCAACACGUUCGCGGGUCUAUUCGGGGACAUGUAGAGAAAAACAAACGGGGUGGGGGGUAGGGAUGAUUUUUGAAAAAUUGUUAUUGCUAUUAUUUGUGGGCUCGCACCAAUGCUUUGUUGCGUUGUAGUAAUAAGAUCAACUUAAACUCAAUUCAGAAUUUUUUUAAGUUGAAAGAAACAGUUUCAGACAUAAACACAGCCCCAACUUUAUUGAAAUGUAUUGAGACUACUUUUGUAAAUUGGUGCGACGUACCUUUGAAGGUGCUGUUAAUAUUAUUUCUAUGUUGAGUAAGAAAUCGAUUAAAAGAAAAUUGCUGCAUUUGAUACAAGUUUUUUAAAGGUGCAUAUUUGUCUUUUAAGUCAAUUUGAGCUUUAAGGAUUGUUAAUUUCAGCGCUAUUUCUGAAUAUUUGCAAAGCAGUUCUUCAAAUGAGGCUAGGUAGAACAGUACUUUGUAGGAGACUGAAGAGGAGCACAAAAGGAGGAAUUGAAUGCCAAUCAUUUAGUAGCUCUCUCAAUGGUAGAAGGGAAAACCUUUAUGAGAUGAUUGAUUUGUAUUCUGCUGGCAGUAAUACUAAAAAUGUUGUUCAAUUCAACCUGCAAUGCUGAACAAGACAGAAAAAUGUUAGUAAUUUCUAAAAAGACUUUCCAGACCUUUUGGAAUGAGUGCCUCAGACUUUUAAUUUCCCAUUGAGAACUCAAAGUCAAAAUGGGGUCUUUGGAUGUCGUUCUGGCCACUUAGCAGUCUCUAACUGGGAUAUUUUGACUUGAAAGGUCAAAAUGACAUCACUUGGACGACAUUUUGACUGAAGAAUUCACUUCAGAUGUAUUGGCUAUGCUUCAUUUGCAUCGCAAUACAUUAUGGGAGGUUUCCAUGAAUACUCCAGCUAGAUUUUACAAAAUGAAAACAAAUUUUAAUGAUGAAGGUUGUAAUCCAUACAGUGAAAUGUGGUGCCUUAGACUUAUGCUUUCUAUAAUUUUUGCAGACCUUGCUUGGUUGUUAUUUGUUGACAAUGUUUUGAUAUGUUAAGGGAAUGGCAGGAGCUUCAGAUGCCCUGCAAAAAUAUUUACAACUGUUAAAAAUGCAGUGUUUAACUUUUCCUUGUAUUCCUUGUCAUAUCAUUCUUGACUUCAUUAGCAUAUUUUAUGUGUUAUGUUGAUUGUGUAUUGAACAUUGAUCCCAUUUUCCAAGGGUGCAAGACUUCCCUGUGGACUUUGGUUUUUGAUAAAUUAGUUCACAUUGCUUGUUAGAUAAUGAUAGGCGUGAGGUAUAAAUUGUGUUCUGUAUACCCCACAAUGCGUAUGUAUGAAUAAUACUCAGGUUCUGAUAGAAACACAUGAGUCACUAUUAACUCUCUGAUUAAAUGUUAAUCGGAAUUUUUUAACACCACCAUUGUAUGAAACAAUGAUACUCAUGACAAUAUUUUAUUGAAUGUAGAGUUAGAAUGCUUUUUAAGAAACAUGAAAAGGCCAUGCAUUACAACACAUAUAUACAAAAAAAAAGUUGUUUAUUCUUUAUCUGGGCUGAACUGGCUAUCAAACACCUAUUAAGUUGAUGAUUAUUUUGCUGAAGAUUUACCUUUGUUUUUACCUAUGUGUUAUUAAUCAUAACUUGACAGGGGUAAUGGGAGGAGACACUGGGAAAUCUUGAAAAAAAAAUUGGAAAUGGUGAAAGAUGGGCACAUCACAUACUUCAACAACGUUUUGAGUCAUGUGAUAGUUUUGAAAUAGGUCUCACUGCCCUGAGAGGAUAAAAUUCAGCAAUAAAUUUCAAAUGUAAAGCUAGACCUCACAAUGAAACGAUUCUAUACAUGUUUAUGAUUCAUCCAUUCCAAAAGCAAAUAAUUUUUGUUUGUAGAGCAUACCUUAAUUAUAGGCAAAGAAUAAUCAGAGUAUUUUUCUGCCCCAAUGUUUUCUUAUUUUUAUUAUCACCAUAAUUGAUAUUAAACCAGGAGAUUUGACAGGGUCAGUUGUCUGGAAAACUCUUUCAUGGCAUCAAAUCUAAAUAAUUGAUUCUAGCCUGCAUUAGAUUGCUAACCCUGUGGUUUCUCUUCGUUCCAGCCUGUGCUUCCUCCCAUCCAUCUUCUCUGAUCCCAAAUUAACCUGUUGGUCCUUACUAUCGUGGGUUAAUUUUCUUAUUACGAAUUGGACUUCUUCAUGCUCUUAUUCCUAUCCAAAUUAAUGCUACACGGAAUUGAUGGCAAGCUUUAAAUAACAUGGAACAAACACUGUGAGAAAUGAGUGCACUUCAUUGGGUGCCAAUUACCUAAGUAUAACAUUCUGUCAUGGAAUAGGUAUAUAAUACCUUAUGCUUCAAAUUAACUUGAAAUAGGCAAAUGUUAUCAAAAAGAUUAUUUAGUCCAGUUUGAAAUUCAAAACUGUGUCAAUUUUGACCUUAAAUCAGGUAUUUUUUAAAAUUGAAAAAAUGCAAAUGCUAAAAACGUUGAGAAAAAAGUUGUUUUCAUAAGUAGAACACAAAUGUUGUUAGUAAUAUUUAUCUCACUGUAAGUUUUGUUCUGUAUUUGGAAAAACUCCUCCUGAUGGAGGUAGUACUUAUCAUGUGUGAUAUUGCCACAAAUUUAAGAAAGAAAAAAUGAGUGCUGAGUGAACAUUGUGAAUGAGUGUUUGGAUGAACUUCCUUUAACUGGAAGAAUGUUAAGUGACUGAAUAAAUGGAUGAACCUGUUCCAGCAAAGAUGUGGCACUCUUCAUGAAAAAAAACUGAGUCAGUUACAGUUCUUUUUUGCCCGAAAAUUUUCUGUAAAGCUUCACCUUUGUAUUAUGAUUGAUGUACUAUACAUAUAUCUUUGUCUCCAUUAUAAAGCUACUACACUGCAUGAGCCACAUGUGGUUCAAAUUUAUGUAUUGAUAACUCAUGUAUAAUAAAAUAUGUAUCUUGAUGUCACAAAUAUACGAGGUCAAGGCUCA
Molecule: messenger RNA, 4685 nt
Organism: Frankliniella occidentalis (western flower thrips)
Lineage: Eukaryota; Metazoa; Arthropoda; Insecta; Thysanoptera; Thripidae
Gene: Syn
Product: synapsin
Exons: 9
Biological process (GO): neurotransmitter secretion
Cellular component (GO): synaptic vesicle membrane; synaptic vesicle
Molecular function (GO): ATP binding; metal ion binding
Source: RefSeq, a predicted model, not a curated record